Molecule: messenger RNA, 189 nt
Organism: Blumeria graminis f. sp. triticale
Lineage: Eukaryota; Fungi; Ascomycota; Leotiomycetes; Helotiales; Erysiphaceae
Source: the annotation of a GenBank genome assembly
AUGUCAUACCUUAUUCCUCUAGCACUAUGCAUACACCGCACAAAUAUACGUGGGAUGAGCUCUACGCCUCCGCCCCCAAGGUCUCAAAACGCCGACUACACUUGGCCUCGAUGGCUCACCAUCCAACAACCUCAAGCGCGUCUCAAAGAGAUGGCAACUCGAUACUCGAAUUCCCCAUCCACUGGGUGA